GAAUGCCCUCUAUAUGAAUUUCGUUUGAUGGUGGCGCGCAGAAGUACCGCAGCCGGAUGGUCGUCAAUGGCAUCUCGUUCAGCGUCACCGAAGGUGAGGCUCUGGCCGUGCUAGGCGUGCCCGGUUCGGGAAAGAGCACACUGUUGGCCAUGCUCGCCUCCGACGUGCCUCAUGACCGAGGCCGCGCGCUGAUGAAGACGCCGCGGGAAAUCAUUACGAUGCGCGGCGCACCUGCCAGUUGGCGAGCCGGUAUAGGCUACUGUCCACAGAACGACGGUCUGCUCGAGCAGCUGACUGGCAUUGAGACGCUGACGCUGUUCGCCAGGCUGCGGGGCGUGCCGGAAUCCCGGGUGUUCGCGGUGGCAAGGGACAUUGCGCGCCUGAUGGGCAUCGACGGUGUGAUCGAGGAAUUCGUCGCGACGUACAGCGGCGGCUUGCGGCGACGCCUGUCGGUCAGCGUGGCGCUGGUCGGUCUGCCGCCCGUGGUGCUGCUCGAUGAACCGACGGUCGGCGUGGACGUGGCCUCCCGCAGGAUCGUGUGGGAGGCACUGCGCAACCUCCAGCAUGUGGCCAAAACCACGCUGAUUGUGGCGACGGGAAGCAUGGAGGAAGUUGAGGCCAUGUGCGACCGCUUGGCUAUCAUGAUCGACGGCGAGUUCCAGUGCAUCGGCACGCUGACGCACCUCAAGUCCAAGUUCGCCCAGGGCUACACGGUGACCGUGAAGACGCACGAUGAGUACAAAGACGACUACGAGUACCGAACCAAACUCAUGCGGGCCAUCGCUGACACCUUCCCCAACAGCAAUCUCCAGCAGUCGUUCGAGGGCUUCCUGGAGUAUCACAUGCCGGAGAGCGGUCUGUCCUGGCACGAGCUGUUCGCGCAUGCCGAGGCGAUCAAGCGUAAGCUCAACCUGUUCGAGUUUCUCAUCAGCAACACCACGCUCGACCACGUGUAUGCGGCGCUCGCACGAUGGGAACGAGGUCGGGCCCGCCGAGCGGCUGGCGAAGGUUCACCCGGCGAAGGUCUAGAUGGCGAAGACAGCGGCGCCAAAUAACGGAGUCGGCGCUCGCCAGCCUCCGUCGC
Messenger RNA from Dermacentor silvarum, 1084 nucleotides. RefSeq names its product ATP-binding cassette sub-family A member 17. The transcript is spliced from 3 exons. Gene Ontology annotation, molecular function: lipid carrier activity; ATP hydrolysis activity; ATP binding. Bases 57 to 1055 code for a protein of 332 amino acids. Gene Ontology annotation, biological process: transmembrane transport; lipid transport. The record is from RefSeq and is a predicted model, not a curated record. Lineage: Eukaryota; Metazoa; Arthropoda; Arachnida; Ixodida; Ixodidae. Gene Ontology annotation, cellular component: intracellular membrane-bounded organelle; membrane.